AUGGUGCAGCGGACAAAGCUGCUGUCGCUGCUUGCCUGCAGCCUCGUCCUGGCGAGCCUGAUGUCGCCAACGGAGAGCAAGGCUGUGUGGGACACGAUUGUGCCUACAGACAACGGCGUAUGGUACCAGGCGACCUUCUACGAAUAUCCCAUUGCCGGACUGAAAGCUGGACCGCUGGCUGGCACCCCUGGAGCCAUUGACCCACCUAAGGGCACAGCAUAUGGUCGCAAGCUGCUGAACGAGGUCCUGACCUGGCCAGGCCAGUGGGUGGCGGGUCAUCUGGGGGAACCCGGCCUCCCCCUGCCAUCCAACACCCACGGAGUCUUCUCAAGCUCCUCGUCCGGUCCCCAGGGCUUCAAGGGCGCUGUGGGCCAGUUCAACAACAAUGGCGUCAUCGGCGUUGUGGAUGAAAAUGGCAACAUCCGUACCAUCAACUCUCCCUUUGCCACAGCACCCGUUCCAAUUCGCACUUCCUGGUGGGGCUGCUGGCCCUUCUGGCGCAACUGCAACGGCAUCGCUGUCACUUCCGGCGACGGGGGCAACUUUGCUGCUGCUGGGACCAGCAUCGGCCGCAAGCUGGCUGACUGGGGCGGCUGGCACGGCGGCCACGGUUUUAAGGGUGGCCGUGGUUUUGGCGGCUUCGGAGAGCGCCGCGGCUUCGGCGGCUUCGGCGAACGCCGCUUUGGCGGCUUCGGCGACCGCCGCGGCUUUGGCGGUUUCGGCAACCGCGGCGGCUUUGGGGAACACGGCUUCUCCGGCCGCAAGAUGCUGGGCGUGGACUUCGAGGGUCGCGAGGGAUCUGAGAACCGCCGCUGA
Molecule: messenger RNA, 816 nt
Organism: Coccomyxa subellipsoidea C-169
Lineage: Eukaryota; Viridiplantae; Chlorophyta; Trebouxiophyceae; Coccomyxaceae
Exons: 6
Coding region: 1-816 (271 amino acids)
Source: RefSeq, a predicted model, not a curated record